AUGGACGCUACUUCACCUGAGACGGCUCCAGAGCCUAUUCGAUUCCGUGCCGGCAAGAAAAGGAAGGCUUAUCGCCAGCGCGCCCAAGGAGAAGAAGACACUGUCACAGAGACAAUACAACCGCCCCCUGCCGUGUCGGCAUCAGUAUCUAGCGAUAAACCCACCCAGAGAGAUACGCCAGACGACAACGACAAAGAAGAUGGAGAAGGAUCUGUUGCUGCCGCACUCAGGUUGCGCAAUGCGCGAAGGGGACGCUUUGGAGGUGUCGCAUUCCGAAAUAUCGGCCGCCCAGACGACGACAUGAAUAGCGAGCGUGCUCUUGUCCUUCAUGAUGUGGACGAUGCAAAUGCCGAAUCCGUUGUAAAGGGCGUGACAGAUCGUUUCACACAUCAAACCGGUAGACUUGCCGAUCUCAACGAUAGACAUAUGAUGGACUACAUAGAAUCCCGACUAUCUAAUCGUGCGGGCGGAAACAGCUCACAGACUACUACAUCCGCAUCUCCGUCGGAUCCCGCUCGACAACUAGCCGCAACGACAUCGAAUCAUGAGAGCGGGCGAGCAGUGAUGCAGGGUCAGCUGGUGGAGAUUGAUCUUGGUGAUCACGGCAAUGUUCCUCGCUCCGGUCAUGCUGCUCAGGGAGAUGGCGCCGCAGAUGGUGAAAGAAGAGCCAAGAAGCCCAGACUCAGAAGAGACGGCAAGCCAUGGCGUCCACGGAAUCGUCGCGAUAGCGAUGCUGUUAAGCGCGACCAGAUCGUUGAUGAGAUCCUCCGCGAAGCGAGACUCGACCUAUACGAGCCCUCUCCAGAACAAACCAGCAGGACUGCUGGUGCUGACCAGGAUGGCGCAGCAGACGAGCGACUCGCUGAAGAGUUCCGGCAGCAAUUCCUCGAAGAUGUGGCAGAGCGACAGCUUCGGAAAAAAAAGGUUGCGAGUCAAGCAGCCCGACCAGGCACUGAGGAGGUUCUCAAAGGGCCCAAGCUUGGUGGCAGUCGUAACGCUAGAGCUCAGAUGAGAGAUCUUCUGUUAAAGAAAGAGAAGGAGGGGAAGAAGUAA
Fusarium sp. VM40 is the source of this 1053-nucleotide messenger RNA. Lineage: Eukaryota; Fungi; Ascomycota; Sordariomycetes; Hypocreales; Nectriaceae. The record is from the annotation of a GenBank genome assembly.